Molecule: messenger RNA, 1116 nt
Organism: Ogataea parapolymorpha DL-1
Lineage: Eukaryota; Fungi; Ascomycota; Pichiomycetes; Pichiales; Pichiaceae
Product: Peroxisomal membrane protein PEX2
Exons: 1
Coding region: 1-1116 (371 amino acids)
Biological process (GO): protein import into peroxisome matrix
Cellular component (GO): peroxisomal membrane
Molecular function (GO): zinc ion binding
Source: RefSeq, a predicted model, not a curated record
AUGUUUCCUUUGGUGAACCCCCCGAACAGGGUUCUUCAAGUGGACGCUAAGCUCCUCGAUAAUGAAAUUUUUGACAUUCUUUCGAAGCAGCUGAACGAGGCCAUUUCCAAUCCGAAACUGCCGCGCUUUUUCCAGCUUCUCAACUCCAGAUACUCUGACGAGCUGCGACUGGCCUUGGAACUGUUUGUGUUCAAAGUGACAAUAUGGAACAAAAACAGCAGCUAUGGUCUGCUACUCCAGAAUUUGGUGAUGUCGGACGGUGGCGAUCGACGCAGACAUACCAAGUCGGAGCUUUCCAGACUCAAGAAGACCGCCCUUUUGUCGUAUCUGAUCCUGUCUUAUCUGUACAAAAAGCUGGAGUCGCAUCUGUACAGCCUAGACGACGAUGAUGAGGAAGACCGCACCAAAUUGCAUCAAUUUUUACACAGGAUUAUGGCCAAAUUGCAGAAAGUUCUGCCUACGCUCCAGAAAUGGUACGCCGGCCUUUCGCUUGCCAACUUUCUUGCUUUCCUGAUCCACGGACAAUACCCAAAUCUUGUCAAUAGAGUUCUUCGCAUCAGGUACAAGCCACUCGUAUCCACACAAGUCUCAUUUGCGUCGAACCCGGAGACCAUCUCGUACGAGUUCCAGGACAGACAGCUGGUCUGGAACACGCUGACGGAAUUCCUCGUAUUUAUAAUGCCGAUGCUCUCAAUGUCCAAGUUGUCCAAGUCAGUUGUGCGGCUGUUGCAGACAGAUCAGAAACAGGAUGAAAAGGAAACCAUCUACCGGUUCCUUCCCGAACGAUGCUGCGCAAUCUGCUAUCAAAACACCACGCGUGCUGGUGUGGCCGACGCGUCGAUCGACGAACAUCUCAUCACAAACCCAUUCGAGACUAGUUGCGGCCACGUCUACUGCUAUGUGUGUCUGAUGGCAAAGCUUGAGGACGGAGAUCCGUGGCAGUGUUUGCGGUGCGGCGAGCGCGUCGAGUUUGUGCGGGUGUUCGACGGCGAGCCUGCUGACUACGAGCCAGACUCCAGCGACCAGGAGUCGGUUUCGGACUACUCGGACGACUCUGGCAGCGAGUCGGAUUCGUCUACUGGUUAUUCAGAUAAGGUCGAUAAGGUCUAUAAUUAA